Tribolium castaneum (red flour beetle) is the source of this 3488-nucleotide messenger RNA. RefSeq names its product GTPase activating protein and centrosome-associated (gene GAPcenA). The transcript is spliced from 14 exons. The record is from RefSeq and is a predicted model, not a curated record. Lineage: Eukaryota; Metazoa; Arthropoda; Insecta; Coleoptera; Tenebrionidae. The coding region runs from base 237 to 3395 and encodes 1052 amino acids.
GGGUGUCAGCCCUGCCAAAACAAAAACCGAUCAAAUGUCAAAUUCCUGACGUCCACACUUAUUUACUCACAUUUCCACCUCAAAUCGUCUCUCAUUUCGCAUAAUGUGUUUAAAAGUGUCAUUUUCCCUCCUGGAUUAACUCACAGUCGUGGUGCACGCCCCGCUCGUCGAUGAUGUAGUGGCAGGUUGCAAGGAGGCGUAAUAAGAUAUUGUGUUGUCUCGAGUGGCCCCACACUAUGGAGGAUAGUUUGAGCGUGAAAUCAAAUGAGUCGGUGGCAACGAGCGAAGAGUUUGAUUUCGUUGGGGACAAGCCUGCGAACAAGACGCCCACGUUGGAUAUUAAGGGGGAUCUAAGCGAGUUGAAGAGUGCCUUGACGGAGGUGCUGCAGGAGUCGGGGAGGAAUAUGGACGAGGUGGACGGCAAGGAGAAGAAGAUCGGGCAUUCGACGUUUUAUGGGUGUUUGGUGGAGCCGGGGAAGGACCCGCUGUCAAGGACGGGGGAGGACAGUCCCGGGGAAAAACAGGACUCGGUCAAGCAGGACUCCAAUGAGGAGGAGGAAGUUUCAGAUAUCGAUCAAGAUUGUACAAUUUUCGCUGGUGUGACAUAUUUGGGCGCCGCCGCCAUAAACGCCCCCAAAUCGGAGGCCGAAAUCCAACGAAACAUGACCAUAUUAAACGAACAAAGUUCAGAACAAGGGAUUAAAGUCUCGGUUUCGGUGCCAUGCUCAUCGCAGGGGUUUGUGGUUCUGUACGACGCCAACUCGAAUUCGGUGAUUUCCCGCUAUGAGAUACACCGUAUUUUGUUUUAUGCUCGGGGGGCGAUCGACGGUAGCGAAGCCGGUUGUUUUGCCUUUACGUGGUCACAUGGUGAUACGCAAGAAUCCGCCAUUUUCCAGUGCCAUGUUUUCCGGUGUGACAUAGCCGAGGCGGUGUCACGUGUCUCAGCGUGUUUUGCGAAGGCGUUUCAAAGAGUGCCACGCUCGAUGAGCAGUUCGGUCACGUCGGCUUUGGAUAUGACAGGGUCCAUAACCACAAUACCCGAAGCCAGGACGCUUAUGUAUGUAUUUGAAGUCAGUUUGGAGAUUAAGGAGGAUGACGGGAAGGGACAACUGUCGACAGUUGGUAAAGACAGGUCCGGGUUUAAAUUGAAAACAAAUUUGGAGAAACAGCUGUGUUUGAGCAUACGGCAGGUGUCGGAUAAUGGGCCCCAGUUGCAUAUUGAGCGUUGUUUUGGGGUACUGGUGGCCCCCGGACGACAUGUGCGCCACUCCGACAUGCAACUACUCGAAAUGAAAGAACAAGUUCCGUCGAAUAACUCCUGUACUUUAAUUUCGGCGACUUGGGAUCCGACCGAACCUUCGUUCGAGUCGUUAAAUCAGGAAACACCGAAAGAUGUGAAACAAUUCAUGACAGUCGCUGUGGAUCUAGUGAUACGUGGAAUACAGGAACCUGUAAGGUUUCAAAUCGAAACACCGGUCCGUAUUUUCGGACAGAAUGAGCGAAAUUUCUGGUAUUUUCAGAAGAGGUCGCUCGUGCAACAGUUUUUUUUGAAUCUCAAAGAGGUGGUGGCUGGUGAUCUCAACGACAUAUACUAUGAAGUUUUGAAUAUGGAAACGUCGGGUGAAUUGGACAGGAAUUUACUUAAUCUUAACUUAAAUCUAUCGAGCCUUAUACAGUCACCUAGUAUUACGUCCAUUGAUACCAUAACGCCUAAAGAUGAGUACAAUUCAGAUGGUGACGAGCCCCUCCUUAGCGGCACCGGUCUCGUGUCGAAAGACUGCUCCGAAGACGUCCUUGAAAGUUGGGCCGAGGUUUUGAAUCGUUGGAAGUCAACAAAACAGCCACCUAAACAACUCGCCAGUCUAGUCCGUACCGGAAUUCCGGAAGCUUUAAGAGGUGAAGUAUGGCAGCGUUUAGCCGGCGUCGAAGAAGACACAGAAAUGAUGGAAAAUUACAGAUUACUUAUCACAAAAGAGAGCAGUUGCGAGAAUGUGAUCCAACGCGACAUCGCACGCACUUUCCCGGCCCAUGAUUUUUUCAAAGAAGCCGGUGGUCUAGGACAAGACUCUCUCUACAGGGUUAGCAAAGCCUACGCCGUCUACGAUUCAGAAGUCGGCUAUUGUCAGGGACUUAGUUUUUUAGCGGCCACGUUACUGUUGCACAUGCCUGAGGAACAAGCUUUCUGUGUUUUAGUCAAACUGAUGUACAAUUAUCACUUGAGGGAUUUGUAUAAAGACGGCUUUGACAAUCUCUACCUACGCCUGUAUCAACUCAAUUGUCUUAUGAAAGAACAGUUGUCGCCUUUGUGGCAACACUUCGCCGAUCAUCACGUGGAAACACACAUGUUUGCAUCGCAGUGGUUUCUGACCUUAUUUACUGCCAGAUUUCCCCUAAAUUUUGUUUUCCAAAUAAUUGAUGUUUUCUUGUUGCAAGGAAUCGAUACUUUGUUUCAAGUCGCUUUGGCUCUCUUAACGGCGUAUGCGAAAGAUUUGCUACAGUUGGAUUUUGAAGGCAUUUUGAAAUACUUUCGCGUUUCUCUGCCGAAAAAAUGUCGCAAUGAGGACGCCACAAGACAAUUGAUCAAGUCGGCUUGUAUGAUAAAAUUGAAGAAGUUGCGAAAAUUUGAAGCGGAAUAUUUCGCCCUGAAAGACGGCUGGGAAAUUAUCAUUUUGGAUUCAGAAGCUGCAGAUAACGCCGAAAGUGAAGCGAACGAAGUGCAACAAUUGCGUGUGACGUUGGGACGGUACGAAGAUGAACGGAAAUUAAUGUUUGACGAAAUCGCACAGUUGAAAGAUAUGUUGAAACGCGAAGUGGAACAAGCAGAGAAAGAUAAAAAGAAUUACACGACAAUCAUAAACGAUUAUAAGUUGGUUAGACAAAGGUUGGAUACUCAGUUGCACGCAGUACGGACCGAAUUGGAGAAUCUCAAAUAUAAACUGUCGAAUUGUGACAAUUGUAAGGUUCUUAUCGACGAACCGAAACAGUACAACGAAGAGACCGAAACUGACGGCUCCGAAAGGGUGCGAGAAUUGGAGUUAGAGUUGGCGCAAACCAAGCUUGCGCAAGUCGAAGCCGAGUGUCGCAAUCAGGAUUUGAUUCAUCGGUUGCGCACAACCGAAAUCGAGUUAACUUCGGCCAAAAACAGCUGGCCACCGUGGUUGAGUAAGACGUUGAGUUCGAUCAAAGAAGUUGCCAAUAAGAAAGAUUUUGGCAAUAUGACAUAUCCCAGCAACAUUCCGAACACAACGCCCUCUUUUAUAUCACACAUAAAUGCAAUACGACGCGAUAGCGUGCCAUUGAGGAGUGACCAUAGUAAUGUAAGGGAGCAGAGACGCGACUCGACCCCGAUUAUCAAGGAUUCUCAGAGUUGUAGUAGUUUGAAGACUCACAAUUGAUCGUAAAUUGAUGUUAUUUUAUUUUGUUAGUUAUCGUAGGAUUUGUAUUAAUUUUAUUUAUGAUAUAUGUACAUUAAACUAUUAACACCUGGA